AUGUUGGAAUCAUGCAAUGCUUUCUUCUUUUUACUGAUAUUGCGAUCCUUGUUUAACUUGUCUAUUUGUCUCUUUUUUAACUUUAAGAUUAGUGUUGAUGUGGCGUGGUCUCCUGCUGGAAUAGAUUCACGUUACUACGACUUUGUGGGACUAUCAGAAGCUUCUGACUAUUUCUUUGUUAUGGCAUACGACGAACAAAGCCAAAUACUAGGUGAAUGUAUUGCUUAUGCCAAUAGCGGAUUAUAUAGAACAAUGGAAGGCGUUAAUGAAUACUUAGAAAUUGGAAUACCGUCUGACAAGCUCAUUCUUGGAGUGCCCUGGUACGGCUACUAUUACCCAUGCUUGACAUUAACCAAGGAUGACAAAUGCUACUUAAAGAAGGUUCCAUUUCGUGGUGUUAAUUGCAGUGAUGCAGCGGGACGUGAAUUGAAUUACUACACUAUAUUACAGCUACUAAAAAACUCUACAAGUGGACGUAUAUUUGAAAAAUCUACAAUGACACCUUACUUUAAUUACAAGAAUAUUUCGUCAGGCGUUAUGCAUCAGAUACGUUAUGACGAUCCACAAAGUUUAGGAUAUAAAUAUACGUUUGCAAUAGAUGAACACUUGCGAGGUGUAGGGAUGUGGAACACGGAGUGUGUGAAUUACACAAGCGGAAAACAUGACGACAUCAUUGCUGUAAAAGAAAUGUGGGACGCCCUACCAGAUUACGAAAAAUAACACCAGCAGACAAUUACUGAAAUAAUCAUCAAUGAAUUUAAAUUUACAUUUUUUCAUUGUUAUUGACUGAAUAAAAUGUAUUGAUAAUUUGUUGAUAUAUGUUCGUAUGAAUGUUAAAUGAUAUUUAUUAUGAUAUUUGGUCUAAAUAUCACAAUCGGUAAUUGUACGGUUUGAAGCCUUAUGAAGUUAGCAAAUUAUCAAAGGAAAAGAAUUUAUUUUGUUAAACUACUUAACUUUUAAAAGAAAAUACAUAACACUGAAAUUUGGAUUUCAAUAAAUAGUACAUCAUUUUACAUAUGUAUGAGUACAAAGAUAUAGAAAUAAAAUGUUUACUUCGGAA
Ruditapes philippinarum (Manila clam) is the source of this 1060-nucleotide messenger RNA. RefSeq names its product di-N-acetylchitobiase-like. Gene Ontology annotation, molecular function: chitinase activity. Bases 1 to 720 code for a protein of 239 amino acids. Gene Ontology annotation, biological process: chitin catabolic process; carbohydrate metabolic process. Gene Ontology annotation, cellular component: extracellular region. The transcript is spliced from 4 exons. The record is from RefSeq and is a predicted model, not a curated record. Lineage: Eukaryota; Metazoa; Mollusca; Bivalvia; Venerida; Veneridae.